Molecule: messenger RNA, 510 nt
Organism: Pimephales promelas (fathead minnow)
Lineage: Eukaryota; Metazoa; Chordata; Actinopteri; Cypriniformes; Leuciscidae
Source: RefSeq, a predicted model, not a curated record
CACACAGGGAGUGAUCUGGAAAGUUUGUUAAGCCCCACAGGUUGAGAAAUCCAUGGAUGUAGUCUUCGAGGCACUUCUGCUCCUCCUCCAUGCAAAGCAGCUAGAUAGGUCUGGUGCUGCGGACGUGCCCCCUCCUCCUACGGAUCCGGAGGACGACAACAUCUACCGAGUGCACGAAAUCCUCGAUUCCCGGCGACGGGGCGGCCUUCUGGAAUACCUCGUUGACUGGGAAGGAUUUGGUGUGGAGGAGAGAUGCUGGGUCCAGCGGGAGGACAUUCUGGAUCCCACCCUACUCCAGGACUUCCAUUCAGCCCAUCCAGAUCGUCCUGCACCCAGGGGCCGUGGUCGUCCCCGUCGUCGGUCCCGCCCGCCAGCUGGAGCUGGCCGUGGGGGGGGGGGUACUGUCACGGAUCCGUCGGCGUCAGCACCAGAUACCUUCACUCCACCUACUCGUUCCGGUUCCCCUGACUACUAAUCAUCACCACCUGCCGUCACCACCUGCCAUCACUU